AUGCAUAUUUACAUUAAUGAUUUUAAAAAUUAUGUUUAAAAUGUAUAUGUACAUCAUUAUAAGAUUAUGAUUGGAGUUAUAGGUGCUAUUGCUUAAUACAUUUUGUGUUGUUCAAUUAUUGAAUAUUAUAAUUCAAUGCCUAAGACAAAAUUAAGAAUUUAGAAUAAUUUGAGAGAAAUUUGCUAUAGAAUUCCUUAAUUGAUGUUUGGAAGCUUAAUAACAAUAGUAUUUUAUUUAAAAUUACUAAGACAUUUUAUUAUUAUAUUUAUCCCUAUACUCCAUAUUAUAAGUAUUUUGAAAUCAAUGAAUUUAGAUUACUUGAUUUAUUUUCAAUAAUAUUUCAAUGGAUUUGGAUUAUAUUUAUGUCUUAAAAUUUUAUAUUUAGUUAAUGGUUUUUUCGAUUCAUAGGAUGCUAUAUUUAAAAUAUUUUUAUUAAUAU
This is a messenger RNA of Paramecium primaurelia, 439 nucleotides long. The record is from the annotation of a GenBank genome assembly. NCBI's taxonomy places the organism in Eukaryota, Ciliophora, Oligohymenophorea, Peniculida, Parameciidae.